AUGAAUGUUACAGAUGUGUCUAAAAUGGUGCAGCUUCCUCUUUCUGUCAAAGUCCUGCUGUCUGUCCUGCCGUGUCUGCUGCUCCUGUACGUCAACAGCAUCAUGGUGUUCGUCCUGCUGAGAAAGCCCUUCCUGCUGGAGUGCUCCCGAUACAUCCUGUUCGGUCACUUGCUGCUCACCGACUCCCUGCAGCUGCUGCUCACCUUGCUGCUCUACCUGUUCGCCCUGACUGCCGUCAGGAUGGUGACCUGCGUUUGUGUCGUCCUCACCCAGCUCACAGCCGUCACUGUCAAGUUGUCUCCCAUCAACCUGGCGGCCAUGUCCUUGGAGAGGUAUGUUGCCAUUUGCUUUCCGCUCAGGCAUGCCUCCAUCACUACGCCCAGAGUGACGGCUGUGGCCAUCGCCGUCAUGUGGACCGUGGCCUCUUUAGAGUCCUUCACCCAGCUCUUUCUGUUUUUCUCCCUCGACGAGGAAGGCCUCGCCGCGCAGAGGUUCUGCAACGCUAACACGAUGUUCCAGCUGCAGGUGUGCCUCACUCUGAACAGGGCCUUCACCAUCCUGAACUUUGUGUUCGUGACCAUCAUUAUCAGUUACACGUACGUGGCGAUCAUGUUUUCUGUGAAGCGGCCUCCUUCUGGCGCAUACAAGGCCAGAAAUGAGCUGAGGACGGUGCUGCUGCACGCAUUCCAGCUGAGCCUGUACCUCAUCUCCACCCUCUUCAACAUGAUCAACUCCAGCGAGCUGCUGAGCUUCAACCCUGCCAUCGCCAUUCACGUCGAGUACAUCGUCUUUUUGUGUCUGAUCAUCUUCCCAAAGUGUUUGAGUCCACUCAUAUACGGCCUCAGAGACCCGGCCAUCAGGCACGUUUUUAAAUGUUACAUCACGUUUGGCUGCAAAUCGACCGUCAGGCCUCAUCCCUAA
Nematolebias whitei (Rio pearlfish) is the source of this 921-nucleotide messenger RNA. Its product is annotated as odorant receptor 131-2-like. Gene Ontology annotation, cellular component: membrane. Lineage: Eukaryota; Metazoa; Chordata; Actinopteri; Cyprinodontiformes; Rivulidae. Gene Ontology annotation, biological process: G protein-coupled receptor signaling pathway. Gene Ontology annotation, molecular function: G protein-coupled receptor activity. Bases 1 to 921 code for a protein of 306 amino acids. The record is from RefSeq and is a predicted model, not a curated record. The transcript has a single exon.